Mycena indigotica is the source of this 747-nucleotide messenger RNA. RefSeq lists its product as uncharacterized. NCBI's taxonomy places the organism in Eukaryota, Fungi, Basidiomycota, Agaricomycetes, Agaricales, Mycenaceae. The coding region runs from base 19 to 747 and encodes 242 amino acids. Gene Ontology annotation, biological process: import into nucleus. The record is from RefSeq and is a predicted model, not a curated record. Gene Ontology annotation, cellular component: cytoplasm. The transcript has 8 exons.
GCGUUCACGUGUUCAGAUAUGUCUUCUCCGCCUCCUCCAUCCGCUUUAUUGCUUGGCGCAACAGGCCAAGUUGGGUCUUGUAUCCUCAAGGAAUUACUCGCAAGUCCCUAUUUCUCUAAGGUCGGAGAGUUUGGUCGCAAAACGACGGACCCGGACAAACUCGCAGUUGGCAAAGAAAAGCUUGAGCAGCGUACCAUUGACUUCGAAAAUCUCGAUACUUCUGGUCUGAAGGACGGCAAAUGGGAUGUGGUCUUCAUCGCACUCGGGACAACCGCAAAAGCAGCUGGAAGCGCCGCGGCAUUUGAGAAGAUUGACAGAGAAUAUGUUAUCAACGCGGCACGGGCAGCUCAAGGCGACUACCCACAACGCUUGAUCUACGUUUCGAGUGCCGGGGCCAACUCCAAAUCAUCUUUCCUUUAUCCAAGGAGCAAAGGCCUGACAGAAAACGGCCUAGCGAAACUAGGAUACGACGAAGUCAUCGUCUUCCGUCCUGCUUUACUCGCCGGUGUCAAUCGUCCUGAUUCACGUCCCGCCGAGCGAAUUGCCAGUGUCUUCACGAGUGUCCUCUCUCAUAUUUCGUCCAGCGUAGAAAUCAAUAUAAACACCUUGGCCAAAAGCAUACUCAAAGCAGGUUAUCUCAACAAACUGCCACCUGUCGCCCGAGCCACACAAUCAGGAAGCGAUGGGGCGAAAUUCACACUGGUCGACAACGCUGGAGCUCUGGCAUUGGCAACCAACUCUGAGUAG